Messenger RNA from Cantharellus anzutake, 714 nucleotides. RefSeq lists its product as uncharacterized. The coding region runs from base 1 to 714 and encodes 237 amino acids. The transcript is spliced from 3 exons. The record is from RefSeq and is a predicted model, not a curated record. NCBI's taxonomy places the organism in Eukaryota, Fungi, Basidiomycota, Agaricomycetes, Cantharellales, Hydnaceae.
AUGAGUCCCGACUCGUUUUCAAUCGUGCGUUUCACUAGGCAAUCGUUGCGAAACACCCCCGAUCCUUUGAACGAUGUCGGCCUGAAGAUUUGCUCUGCUCCAGGGGACGGAAAGACAGGUCAUUAUGAACGCCCCGAACUCGAUUGGGCGCUUGCGAUUGCUAGCGAACAGCUUCAAAAGUUGGACCUCGGAACCGCGAAGAAGCAUAUUCGCCGCAUCCCGUGGUCCGGGGAACUAGUCCAUUCGCAGGACCGACCUCCCCCACUGCCCCCCUGGCGUCAUAGCACUAGCGCCUAUCCGCUCUAUCAAAGAGACAAUCCCCCUCCGAAUGAUGUGGACCUUAGCAUUUCUACUGGAGGGGACGGAAAGGACCCCAAGAAGUUACCGGACAUCAAGAUCCAUAUAACAAUUGCGCCCAUCCAGACGUCUCCCAACAGAAUUGCUCAUCUGUGCCAACGUACUCUGGGAUCGAGUUUAUUGUGGAUCAUACGACCUGUGAUCUCUCGAUGCGUGAUUCCAUUGCAUCUCCUUGAAGAUCCGGUAACGAAGCAAUGUCUCGAUGCCCUCGCUGUCCAAUACCCUACUCUUCGUAGGAUAGUGGUCAGGACCAACAGCGCUGCGGACCAAUUCCCUGUCCUUCGACAGAACACGCGUAACCGCCAGCCCCGAGAUCAGCUCAGCCACAUGCUAGGUCAUCCACGAAGCCGCUUGUGA